Trichechus manatus latirostris (Florida manatee) is the source of this 3619-nucleotide messenger RNA. It is a transcript of the gene PTK7, whose product is annotated as protein tyrosine kinase 7 (inactive). Gene Ontology annotation, biological process: protein phosphorylation; synapse organization; homophilic cell-cell adhesion. Gene Ontology annotation, molecular function: ATP binding; protein kinase activity; axon guidance receptor activity. The record is from RefSeq and is a predicted model, not a curated record. Lineage: Eukaryota; Metazoa; Chordata; Mammalia; Sirenia; Trichechidae. The coding region runs from base 142 to 3354 and encodes 1070 amino acids. Gene Ontology annotation, cellular component: axon; neuronal cell body; plasma membrane. The transcript is spliced from 20 exons.
CGGACCUUUCCAGCUCGGGCUCCGGCUGCUGUUGUUGCAGCGGUGCCCGCGCUCCGGUGCGCUCAGCCUCCUGGGCCAGCCGCGGAGGGCAGUCCACGCGCACGCUGUGCGCUCUCGGCCGCUCUCCCUGAGCCCGCCGCGAUGGGAGCUGCUCGGGGAAUCCGGGGCAGCCCCCGCCGGUUGCCUCUGCUCAGCGUCCUGCUGCUGCCGCUGCUGGGCGGUGCCCAGAUGGCCAUUGUCUUCAUCAAGGAGCCGUCCUCGCAGGAUGCACUGCAGGGGCGCCGGGCGCUGCUUCGCUGUGAGGUCGAUGCCCCGGGCCCAGUGCACGUGUACUGGCUGCUCAACGGGGCUCCUGUCCAGGACACAGAACGGCGGUUUGCCCAGGGCAGCAGCCUGAGCUUUGUGGCUGUGGACCGGCUGCAGGACUCCGGCACCUUCCAGUGCGUGGCUCGGGAUGACACCACUGGAGAGGAAGCCCGCAGUUCCAACGCCUCCUUCAACAUCAAAUGGAUUGAGGCGGGUCCCGUGGUCCUGAAGCACCCUGCCUCGGAAGCCGAGAUCCAGCCACAGAUCCAGGUCACACUGCGUUGUCACAUUGAUGGGCACCCUCGGCCCACCUACCAGUGGUUUCGAGAUGGGAGUCCCCUCUCCGAUGGUCAGAGCAACCACACAGUCAGUAGCAAGGAGCGGAACCUGACCCUCCGGCCGGCCAGCCCUGAGCACAGUGGCCUCUACUCGUGCUGUGCUCACAAUGCCUUUGGCCAGGCCUGCAGCAGCCAGAACUUUACCUUGAGCAUUGCUGAUGAGAGCUUUGCCAGGGCGGUGCUGGCUCCCCAGGAUGUGGUAGUGGCGAGGAACGAGGAGGCCAUGUUCCACUGUCAGUUCUCAGCGCAGCCACCCCCGAGCCUGCAGUGGUUCUUUGAGGAUGACACUCCCAUCACCAACCGCAGUCGUCCCCCACACCUCCGCAGAGCCACUGUGUUUGCCAACGGCUCCCUGCUGCUGACUCAGGUCCGGCCACGCAACGCAGGGGUGUACCGCUGCGUGGGCCAGGGCCAGAGGGGCCCACCCAUCAUCCUGGAGGCCACGCUGCACCUGGCAGAGAUUGAAGAUAUGCCGCCAUUUGAGCCUCGGGUGUUCACAGCUGGCAGUGAGGAGCGAGUGGCCUGCCUGCCCCCCCAGGGCCUGCCGGAGCCCAGGGUGUGGUGGGAACAUGCAGGAGUCCAGCUGCCCAGCCACGGCAGGGUCUACCAGAAGGGCCACGAGCUGCUGUUCACCAGUACUGCCGAGAGUGAUGCUGGUGUCUACACCUGCCAUGCAGCCAACCUGGCUGGUCAGCGGCAGCAGGAGGUCAACAUCACUGUGGCCACUGUGCCCAUGUGGCUGAAGAAGCCCCAAGACAGCCAGCUGGAGGAGGGCAAGCCUGGCUAUUUGCACUGCCUGACUCAGGCCACACCAAAGCCCGUGGUUGUCUGGUACAGAAACCAGAUGCUCAUCUCAGAGGACUCACGGUUCGAGGUCUCUGAGAAUGGGACCCUGCGCAUCAACAGCGUGGAGGUAUACGAUGGGACCUGGUACCGCUGCGUGAGCAGCACCCCGGCUGGCAGUAUUGAGGCCCAAGCCCGCGUCCAAGUGCUGGAAAAGCUCAAGUUCACACCACCGCCCCAGCCGCAGCAGUGCAUGGAGUUUGACAAGGAAGCCACGGUGUCCUGCUCAGCCACAGGCAGAGAGAAACCCACUAUUAAGUGGAUACGGACAGAUGGGAGAAGCCUCCCAGAGUGGGUGACGGACAAUGCCGGGACCCUGCACUUCUCCAGGGUGACCCGCAGUGACGCCGGCAACUAUACGUGCAUUGCCUCCAAUGGGCCGCAGGGCCAGAUCCAGGCCCAUGUCCAGCUCACUGUGGCAGUGUUCAUCACCUUCAAGGUGGAGCCAGAGCGCACGACCGUGUACCAGGGCCACACAGCCCUGCUGCGCUGCGAGGCCCAGGGCGACCCCAAGCCGCUCAUCCAGUGGAAAGGCAAAGACCGCAUCUUGGACCCUGCCAAGCUGGGACCCAGGAUGCACAUCUUCCAGAAUGGCUCCUUGGUGAUUCAUGACGUGGCCCCUGAGGACUCAGGCCGCUACACCUGCAUCGCAGGCAACAGCUGCAACAUCAAGCAUACAGAGGCCCCCCUCUAUGUCGUGGACAAGCCGGUGCUGGAGGAGUCGGAGGGCCCGGGCAGCCCUCCGCCCUACAAGAUGAUCCAGACCAUCGGGCUGUCGGUGGGCGCUGCUGUGGCCUACAUCAUCGCUGUGCUGGGCCUCAUGUUCUACUGCAAAAAACGCUGCAAGGCCAAGCGUCUUCAGAAGCAGCCGGAGGGCGAGGAGCCCGAGAUGGAGUGCCUCAAUGGCGGGCCUCUGCAGAAUGGGCAGCCCUCGGCAGAGAUCCAAGAAGAAGUGGCCUUGACCAGCUUGGGCUCUGGCCCAGCAGCCACCAACAAACGCCACAGCACGAGUGAUAAGAUGUACUUCCCACGGACCAGCCUGCAGCCUAUCACCACACUGGGGAAAAGUGAGUUUGGAGAGGUGUUCCUGGCGAAGGCACAGGGCUUAGAGGAGGGGGUAGCAGAGACCCUGGUGCUUGUGAAGAGCCUGCAGAGCCGGGACGAGCAGCAGCAGCUGGACUUCCGGAGGGAGUUUGAGAUGUUUGGGAAGCUGAACCAUGCCAACGUGGUGCGGCUGCUGGGGCUCUGCCGGGAAGCCGAGCCCCACUACAUGGUGCUGGAGUAUGUGGACCUGGGAGACCUCAAACAGUUCCUGAGGAUUUCCAAGAGCAAGGAUGAGAAAUUGAAGUCACAGCCCCUCAGCACCAAGCAGAAGGUGGCCCUGUGUACCCAGGUCGCCCUGGGCAUGGAGCACCUGUCCAACAACCGGUUUGUGCACAAGGACCUGGCCGCUCGCAACUGCCUGGUCAGCGCCCAGAGACAGGUGAAGGUGUCGGCCCUGGGGCUCAGCAAGGACGUAUACAACAGUGAGUACUACCACUUCCGUCAGGCCUGGGUGCCGCUGCGCUGGAUGUCCCCCGAGGCCAUCCUGGAGGGCGACUUCUCUACCAAGUCUGACGUCUGGGCCUUCGGUGUGCUCAUGUGGGAAGUGUUCACCCAUGGGGAGAUGCCCCAUGGUGGGCAGGCAGAUGAUGAAGUGCUGGCAGACUUGCAGGCUGGGAAGGCUAAACUCCUGCAGCCGGAGGGCUGCCCUUCCAAGCUGUACCGGCUGAUGCAGCGCUGCUGGGCCCUCAGCCCCAAGGACCGGCCCUCCUUCAGCGAGAUCGCCAACACCCUGAAAGACAGCCCCGCUGACAGCAAGCCGUGAGGAGGACGGCCAGGCAAGCUGUGCCUCAGGACGGUGUGGGCAGGGGAGGACCUCUUGAGGGGUGCCUGCAGCAUGAUAGGCAAGCUCCCCGUCCUCCUCAGCCCUUGGGGCCUCCACCCUGGCACAAUAGGCAUUGCUGAGGCCUGGGCAGGGCCUAGGCUUUCCUCUUCCUCACCCUCAGCCCUCAGGGAGGCUGAUUCGGACCCAGACUGGGUGACAAGGGCCUUAGGCUGGGCAGCUUUCUCUGCCAUCCCAUCCCCAAUCA